Aspergillus ibericus CBS 121593 is the source of this 487-nucleotide messenger RNA. RefSeq lists its product as uncharacterized. The record is from RefSeq and is a predicted model, not a curated record. The transcript is spliced from 3 exons. Bases 135 to 395 code for a protein of 86 amino acids. NCBI's taxonomy places the organism in Eukaryota, Fungi, Ascomycota, Eurotiomycetes, Eurotiales, Aspergillaceae.
UCUCUGUUCGCCUCGCAACGGGACAAAGGGAUGUAUCCAUUCGGGUGGGGGGAAUAGCUCUCGAGCUCCUCCUUUAUUUACCGAUGGACUGCUAAGGUAGGAAUAGGAUACAAGAAGCCGGCAGGGUAUUUUAAAUGGGUCAUUUCUGCUCACUCUACCUUUCCAUCGUCUUUCUCUUUUCUCCCCAGAGACUACUCACUGGCUUGAUACAGCAACUCGAUUCGAUUUCCAUUCUCCUUUUCUCCUUCCUGCUGAUAGACCUCCGGAGUAUUGUUAUAAACCAUCCCUCCAUCCAUCCAUCCAUCCAUUCAUCCUCCCCAUUCUUCCAUCCCAACACCAUCUGCCUACAGCAGCAGCACAGAGCAUCCACGCAGGAUCUCUCUUUACCUACCUAAAAUCUAUUCUAUAAUAUCCAUCCUACAACCAACGAACCAGACACUGGUGUCUAUUCUCAACACAUCCACACCCCCUCAUCACCAACACCAAC